Dicentrarchus labrax (European seabass) is the source of this 3749-nucleotide messenger RNA. RefSeq names its product XK related 8, tandem duplicate 3 (gene xkr8.3). Bases 338 to 1603 code for a protein of 421 amino acids. The record is from RefSeq and is a predicted model, not a curated record. Gene Ontology annotation, cellular component: plasma membrane. Lineage: Eukaryota; Metazoa; Chordata; Actinopteri; Moronidae. The transcript is spliced from 3 exons. Gene Ontology annotation, biological process: apoptotic process involved in development; phosphatidylserine exposure on apoptotic cell surface; engulfment of apoptotic cell.
CAUUACAAACACAGCAGCUGCUCAACUAUGUGGCAGUUAUUUUUACUUUAAAAGACCAACGCGUUGUUGUUGUUCCUCGAGCCAUGCCCGCAACGUUUUAACACUCCUAUUCUUCUGGGGAGGGGGUUCACAGUUCAACCCCGUUGCUCAAAGUGUGGGCAACUUUUCCGUGUGUGUCUUCAAUGGGUUGAAGACUGUGGAGCCGCUUUUGGGAGGGAAGUAACGGUAGACGACGUUAGCCGAAUAUUAGCUCCCCCCCCAAAGCAGCAACAGGUCGGUCGGUUGGUCAACGGUUAGUCAACGGUUAGUUAACGGUUAGUUAACGGCUGAACCGGUGAUGGAGCGCGCGACUUUUUCAAAGUAUUCCUGGAUCGAUUUCGUGUUCUCGGUGAUCGGGGUGUGCACUUUCCUGGUGGACUGGGGCUCGGACGUGUGGGUGGCCACCGAGUUUUACCUCCGCGGGGACUUUUUCUGGUUCGGGGUGCUGGUCGGCCUCAUGGUCCUGUCGUCGGUCGUGGUCCAGAUGUUCAGCUGGUUCUGGCUCAAGUACGACCGGGAGCUGCCCGGGUUCAGUGCGCAGACCGGAGGAGGGACCGUGCUCUUCGGCGACCGAGUGAGGCUCUCCUGCCUGUUACAUGUGCUGCAGCUGGGCUUCCUCUGCAGGCACAUCUCCGCCAUACGUCAAGGCUUCAGAGUCUGGUGGUGGAAGCAGGAAGGGUCCGAGUACGCCGUUUACCUGACCCACGACCUCAGCAUGCUCCGGCUCAUCGAGACUUUCUGCGAGAGUGCUCCUCAGCUCACCCUGAUGAUCUACGUCAUGCUGUGCACACACAAGGCCAGGACGGUUCAGUUCGUGAGCAUCGCUGCAUCAACCACUUCCAUAGCCUGGAUGGUGGUGGAUUACCACCGCUCGCUGCGCUCCUUCCUCCCAGACAAAGCCAAGCAGGGCUGGGGUUCCUCGUUGAUCUACUUCCUGUGGAACUUGCUGCUAAUUGCCCCGCGCGUGGCCGCCCUCGCCCUCUUCUCCUCUGUCCUGCCCGGCUACAUCGCCGCCCACCUCCUGCUGCUGUGGUUCGUGUUUUUGUUGUGGGCGUGGCGACAGAGGACUGACUUCAUGGACAGCGUGGGUGGGGAGUGGCUCUACCGGGCCACCAUAGGGCUCAUCUGGUACUUCAGCUGGUUUAAUGUCGCAGAGGGUCGCACCAGAGGCAGGAGCAUCAUCUACCACACCUUCAUCACCACCGAUGGAGGGAUCCUGCUGGCCACCUGGUGGUGCUACAGGGACGCCGUCCAGACGGAGCCGUACGCCCUCCCUCUGCUCAUCACUCUGCCUUUCACCUACCUCCUGGGACUGCUCUUCAAAGCCGUCUACUACUGCUGCUUCCACCCCAAGCUGUGGAGGCCCCCCGUGAGGGACCCGGGACUGCCCGUUGAUCUGCCCGAUGCAGAAGUGUCCUUCAGAGACUUUUCCAUCCAGGACGGCACCCUGUCCUCCCAGCUCCUCAACAAACGGAUGGCCUGCCACGCCACUCAUUUCUACUCAGAGCGCAAGGUCAUUAGAAACACUGAGAGCACGAAGAGAGCGGAGUCGUCGCAUCUGUGAUCAAUGUUGAUCAAUCAAUGUUACCUUCUAGUGAUAAAACAACAAUCUCUAUCUCUACACUGUCGCCUGUUUGUGCUGCACCAGAUGUUCAGUAUGCUUCAGAGGCCGACCGAUCAGAGCAUGUGAGUGGAGAGCUGAGAAUUUCUGCUCCUCACUCACGGAACUGUUUGUUGUUCAAAGACUCACAGAUUUCACCUCACAAAAAUUAAGAAAAGCUUCUCAGUGUUUUCAUUUUAUUGUUAAACCCUGUUUAAGCUGUACGAUGCAGCUUCAUGUGUAAUGCCGGGGAUCAGACACAGACAGCAGGAGAAAAGCCUCUCGCUGCAGAUCAUCACAGGAUGGUCCUUUUAAACUUUACUGUUGCAGAAGAAGCGACACCCCGCUUAUACACAUGAUUCAUGAAGUUAUUAUAAAUAUGUUAUAAAGAAUCUCUAUAAACAGCCAAGCUCGAGCUCACAUGGGAAUUACCAAUGACUGGAACGAUCCUGGUGUCGUACCAGCUAAAGGCAACUGGAGUGAAACUGGAGCGCGAGAUAAGGAUCCGCUCUAGCUUUUUUUUUUUUUUUUAAAUCCACUCUUUGUGCUCCAUCCGAAAUCUUCGCACUCUGCUCACACGCUCUGCGAUCGAUAUAUCGGUUGGCCGAUAUUAACGGCCGAUAUUGGACUAUCACGGACAUAUUGGUAUCAGUGUCGUCUGACGUGCCGAUAUGAACUGCAUUUAAUUAUAUGAUGCAAAAAUGAUUGUAGUUUUUACAGUACUGAUGUUUUAGCUAUUCUAUUUUUUAUUUAUUCUUUAUUUCUAGAAUUGGUUGACAAUGUAACCUUUAUGUUAACAUGUUAAAGAAUAUUUAACUUAAAUAUUCUUUAAUAGAGUUAUUUUUGUUUAUGAAAGCAGCAUUCUGGGUUUAAAAUCUUUCUUAUUUUCAAUUUAAUUUGUGACUUUUCUCCUUAAAAAUUGGUCUAAAACGACACAUAUUGGGCUGUAGUACACAAUGAACCAAAACACAGGCUCAAAGACAUGGAACUAAGAUUGGUUUCAACAUUAAUAGUAAUGACAGAAAGAUAUUAUAAAUCAAAUUGACACAAAUACCAAAUAAAAAUCCAAUGUUGCCUUAAACCUUUCCACCAUACUUCAUAGACAAUCUCUGUUUACAGAUAUGUCUGUCAUAUCUUUAAACUCUACUUGAAACUUGAGUAACGUGUUAUGCUAGUCAAUAAACUAACAAAGGGAAGUUGUUAGUUAAUCUUUAUACAUUUUCUCCAAAGCUAAUGUUGUAAUCUGUUCACGUAGAGUCAGUUUGUACAUGUUUAGAAAAAGACAACCUGUCAUACAAACCAUAUGACUGUUUGUUGUUGCUGUCGUGUGAACACCUGCGGAAAAAGAAAACAACCUUGUUUCUUGACAACAAGGUAAACAAUGAAUAAAUAAAUAUACGUUAUCUGUAAUAUUUAAUGAUAAUAAUAGUUAUAAUAGGGGUUGAGUUACCCCUGACGGUUUUCUCAAUUUAUGUAGCUUAUGUCAAAAUUUGAAUUCAUUUGCAACUUGGUUUUCUGAGGUUUUUACAUGACAGCAAUGAGUAUCUGUUUUGUGUUUUUGGGUUAAUGUUACAGCUGCUACAGGAACCUGUUGAAGGACUUUGAAUGUAGAUUUGACUAUAAGUUCUCCUUUAAUCACUGCUAUGUCCUGUCGCUGUGCCAAACAGCUCUUUUAGACCAGUUUUUACCAACAUAUUUGUGGCGUUGUCAGAAGUGUUCGUACAUAUUGAACUACAGGUGACUGCUGUCAUAUAGGUACAAACCACGGUGUUACUGCUUGUUCAUCCAGUGUUUGUUUAGCUUGUUUAAAUAUGUGAGACCUCUCGAUCAGAGCACACCUUUCUCUCUCUGCUGUGAGGAAAACUGUGCUACACAUAGACGCAGUGUUUCAGACAGAGUAUGUUUUAUUUAAUGUUAUGUUAGUUCAAGGUUGUUUAAUGUUAAAGUUCCUGCAGAUGUUCAUACAUGUUGAUGUCGUAGAGCCACUUCUUCGCCACACACAAUCUGCUGAAACCAAAAGUCAAGGCCACUGCUGGUUGUUAAUCUUUUACCUCAUUUGCCAUGUGCAAUUAUUAUUAAAGUGGUAACUCUGUUUUAUUAUCUGUUUUAA